This is a messenger RNA of Sipha flava (yellow sugarcane aphid), 1680 nucleotides long. RefSeq lists its product as uncharacterized. The record is from RefSeq and is a predicted model, not a curated record. NCBI's taxonomy places the organism in Eukaryota, Metazoa, Arthropoda, Insecta, Hemiptera, Aphididae. The coding region runs from base 1071 to 1577 and encodes 168 amino acids. The transcript has 3 exons.
AUUUACUAAUUAUUAGAAUAUAAUAUAAAUAUAAUUAAGAACAAUAAUAAUUCAUGACACAUAAUUCAGUAAUAUAUAUCAACUGGGACCACACCUACACGUUUGUUAUAAGAUACAUCUUAGUUCAUGGAUUUAAUUUUUUAAUUUUACUAAUUUCAUUAUUUAUAACUGUUAACAUGUGUGGUAUAAGUGCGAGUGACGAGUACUAAUGACAAAUACUAAGCACCAUGUAAACCCGGCCUUAGUAAUAAAACAUGUUUCUAUUCACUAAUAAUAAUCACUUAUACUCUUACUUUUCACUUUUCACACAAUAAAUAAUAGAGCAAAUGAAAAAUACUACACAUUGUAAAAACCUGGCUUAAGGGGAUUCAACAUUGAUAUAAAUAUCAACCCUAACGCGGUAUAAAACUGUAGAAGUUAGGAAGGUCGGAUUUUGACUCUAAAAAAAGUUUUGAAAUUGUCAAUUUGUCUUCUAGAGAUCGAUCGAGGCGAUUUUUUUUAAAUUCAUUACUGGCCUAGUAAUUAAAUAUUACAAAUCUGUAAUUUUAAACGUUGAUAAUAAAUAAAUUUUUAAUCAUUUAAAAAAACUGUUCGAUCAUUCCCCAGUAGACAGACCGGCAAAUUUAAAUCUUUUUACAGAUUUUAAAUUCGAUUAUUCAAAAUCCCACAGUUGUAUACUGCUUAUGAGCCUUUUGAGACCGGAAACAAUAAUUAAUUUAUGAAAAACACCGUUUUAAUGACGUUGCGGAUUGAAACUACUGUACGUGCGUCACAUUUCGCGCUACUCCCCACCACUCUCACACUACUUCACAACUAAGACUAGUGUGGCGCCUGCGGUAUCGUAAGAUAAUAUUUUUAGAAUCAUAAUAAUAAUAAUACCAAUAUUAUCUUCUACGGCUGUAUGGAAACCGGCUAUGGCUAUAAUACCUAUUGUAAUUGUAUAGUACAAAUACUAUAACUAAUAAUAUAAUAAUAUAACUAGUAUUUCUGUCAUUACUCAUCGAGGUAUGAACUUGAAAUUUCAUUCCUCAACUGCAUGGUGAAAUUUUAUUUUCGAAUUAUAAUUUAUAAUGGAUAAUUUAAAAAAUUGGAGGAAAGGUAAAAAAACAAAGGUGCUUUUAUCUAGACGUAAAAAGCACCCGGGAAAUAUAUCUGCGUUGAUAAAAACUACAGACAAAAAUAACGAUUCUUUUUCUGUCGAUACUACUGCGAUUAGUGAAAAUGAAAAUAUUCCCUUUCAACCACAUAUGCACGGAAAAGUUACUUGUUUGGAUUCUAAAGAAGAUGAAAUAUUAGCUUUACCACUUGACGAUAUAUCUCAACCUUCAGAUUUAAAUAUUUCAACCUCUCCUUUAAAAGAAAAUUUAAAUACAGAUGCAGAUAUACUCGGAAGAAGAAUUGUGAAUAUUUCGCAUUUAUUUAAUGCAAUUAAAUUGAUUGAUAGUCAUAAACCUUUUGACUGCAGUUUUAAAGAUAUGCGAAUUAUUAAAGAAAUUAAAUAUGGUUUUAAAUCCACUUUUGUUUUUAAAUGUGAUAUGUGUAACACUAUUAGAAAAUGUAAAUAUGCAGUAUUAUAAGUAUAAGUAUAAGUAUACAAACUAGUACAGUCAUGCAUGUGUAGAAUAUACGUGUAAUGUAAAAGUAAUAUAAACGACAACACGGUUGCCGAUUAUAGAAUGA